UUUUAUUGAACACCACCUAAGUAGGUAAAGUUAUGAUUAUUUUAUUUGGAAUGUUUUUGUUUCCUUUACAAUUAUGUAAUACCUUAAAUAUUUUUUUACAGUUCUGAAAUACAUAAUGGAAAGAUAUGAUAAAGUUCUAGCAGAGAUUAGUGUUGCUACAAGUGAAUUAAAGAUAACUUCUGUACAGGAGGUGUUAAAGUUGUCCAAACAAAAUGUCAAUAUCACCCAAGACUUCUGGGAUAAAGUGUCAGAAAUAUUAUGGACUCAUUUACAAACUGGAUUUAAAAUAUUUGAUGACCAGUUACUUUGUGCCACAUGCUUUUUCACAGUAUUACCACGUACAAACAAACAAGAUAUUUAUUUAACACAACUCCUUCAAAUGAUUGACAAGGAAUUAAUCAUCAAAAAAGAUAAUGCUGAAAAGUCCCCUAAAACUUGUAAUGUGGUGUCAAUGAUGUAUGGAAUAUAUCAAUCAACGUUCCUUACACAAAAAUCUUAUAACAAUGUUCCCCAAAUUACAUCUGUCCUAAACUCAAUUUAUGAAUUGUUACUCUUAAUGGGUUAUGAGUACUCUCAGUAUACAUUCAUAUCUUUCAAAACUAUGAAAUUAUAUAAAAAGGUUCAAGGCACAGUUUUUCAAGACUGCAUCUUCAAUAGAGAAAAGCAAAUAAAAUUGCUCAACUUUGUCAAUCAUAACUGGGAGAAUCCAGUAACUGGUAUUAGAGACUUGAACAGGAGCAUAUUUCAGAUUCUGUUAUCAGUACUAGAUGAUGAACUGUAUGAUACUCUGCUUAAGGAAGUCAAUGGCUUCUACUGGAACAAAGCAAAGUAUUUAAUGCUUUCAGAAAUUAUUGAACACAAAAAUAAAAACCUGUUCUCAUUGGCACAUGAUUAUCUUUGGGUUGAUGGCCUAAUAUACAGUCUACACAAGCCAGGUUUAGUUUCUGCUGGUGCCGAUAUGUACUACGCAUUGCUCAAACAAACCAACUUUGACACUGAAUGGUGUAAAUUAUUUCUAGACCCAGUUAUUAAAAUGUUGAAUGGUUCGAGCAGCAAAGCAAUUGAGAACUUUCAUAACUUCUGGUGUCUAAUAACUAUGAAGAAGUUUCCUACAGUUCCUCAAAUAUUAAUCAAUGAAUUGAAAGAACAUAUUGCUACAGAGCAAAAUCUGUGCAGUCAGUUGUGUGUAAUGAAACAAGCUAAUAAACUUAGUCUUCUUGAAAAAGAUUGGAGUUCCUCUGAAGAUUUUGGACAUAUAGAAAAGACUACCUUAAUUGGAAUAGGACACUGUAAUUACUACAUGAGAAUGUUAGCAUUUGAUAUUGUCUGCGUCUCGCAAAAGAAGUUAGUCCCAAGUCAGCUAGAGUAUGAUUUAAUAUUGGACUUUUUAUAUGAAAAUGUGAAUUCAGACUGCACUGUAUUGAGGUUGAGCAUGCUAAACAGUCUUAACAAUUUCUUAACGCAAUUGCAUUCCGUAUUUUUAAAUGUAAUGGUUCAAGAAGAUAAUACAGAAGACUUGUUGGAAUUUUGUAAAAAAAUGCAGAAUUUCAUUGUUGACUCAUUGAAAUUGAAUGGUAACUACCAAAGGAAUAUUACAUGUGUGAAACUAUGCAAUGCUAUUAUAAGUUGUUUUAGUGAAAUACCAAACAAGAAAAAAGGUCAAACUAGACAGGCAAACAUAACUUUGAUUGAGUAUGUAAAGAAAAAAGGAUGUUGGCUUCUAUCUGCUGAUGAAUUUGUUUUGAAGCUCGUAAGCUUACUGAGAUCGCCUACGGAUGAUGUCAGAGAAAAUGCGAUAAGGCUUCUGCAAAACCACUUCUCUGAAGAAUUAAGAAAACCGAAUAUUAUGCAACACUUGGUAGAUGGCGCUCUAAGUAGCAUGAAGAGCAAGUUCUUUUAUGUAAUAAGUUGUGGCCAGAGCAUGUUUAAAUUAAUAACUUAUUUAAUAAUAAGAGAUAAACAUUCGAUAGCAGAGUACAAGAAUGUGGAGGACAUUUUUUAUUUUGCAUAUAAUCAAUUAAUUUCUGAACACAAUGCAAAAACAAACAUCAUGAAAUCCAUUGAAACAGGAAAACAAUUACACUCUUUUAUGAAUAUUCUGCUUGUUGUAAUAGAGACUUGCAUUAUACAUUCCUAUAAAAUCAACAUUCAUAGUAAUAUGCUGGAAUUUGUGAAUGUUAUGGGAAGUAUAUCCAAUCAAUUUGCAUGGGAGGAGGAAAGUUCAACAAGUUCAGAUUUUUCAAAAAUGAAUGAGAUGGUAGAAAACAUUAUAGGCAACUCUGGUGUUAGCCUUGGUGAUGAUACUGAUCACACCAAAAUAUCUGGUUACCACCAGAUUGUAUUGAACUCUCUUUGGUUGAAUGUGAAGGCUUCAUCAGACUUGGCAUCUAUUUUGGUGCAACUGAACGAGAAUGAUGCCAGUGUGUGUGAGAAAUGUUUGAACAUAAUAACUCACGUUUUGGAGACUUCUCGGCACAAAGGAGCCAUUGAAGCAGCAGGAGCUUCUCUUGGAAAAGCCAUUCAAUAUUUGACGUCUUUACCUGAAGAAAAUGAAGCUUCUGAAGUACCCAACAAGUUACUGAAAUGUAAACUCAAUGAUUUGAUAUCCGAGACGAAUAAGAUGGCGUCUAUUACGAGAAGGGGUGCUGGCCUUUCUAUUAUGGUACACAGAAUUGUUUCGAGUGAUAUGAAGAAGGGAAAACCGUUAUUCCAUUACUUCAUAAACACCCUAUUAGAAGUCUGUAACGCCACAAGGGACACUCCAAAGAAAAAUGAUGAGAACCAGAUAGACUUGCCAAAAGCUAUCUAUAUUCAUUUUAUGACGAGAAUUGUAACAGACAGCAGUUUGGCUUCAGACAUGAUGUUUUAUUUUGCUAAAUUAGCUGAACUUGCUUUUGCUAACCUUACUAGUCCACAUUGGCAAAUCAGAAAUGCAGCUCUGCAGUUGUAUGGGGCCUUAAUUCCAAAACAAAUAGGUGAGAAGAAAGCUUCAGGCAGUGAUGAACAAACAACAGCAACAGUGGCUUGUGAUGAGCUGCGAACACAUUCACCAAAGCUAUGGAAAUACAUCAUGCUACAGUUGAAAUUAAACCAUGGGCCUGAUACAGUGCAAUCUCACUCAAACUUAGUACCUAUUUUAAAUUUAGUGGCAAACAGUGCAAAGAGAUACAGCUUUUCUUAUGAUAUAGCAGACAAGAAAGCUAGUGAUGAUGAAUUAUUGAAAAACUUGUUUCUGCUCCUCAACAGCCCUCUACAUACAGUCAGAAGAUUGACAGCCAAAUGUAUAUUUAACAUUCAUGCUUUUGAGGACAUACAUAAUGUAUUACUGAACCAUACUUGUUUGUCUGAAAAUUAUUUACAUGGCAGUCUAAUUUUGAUCAACCUUUGCCAUAAAUAUUAUUCACCAAAUAAGGCAUAUGAAGAGCACUUUGAAAGAUUGAGAAACAAGUACAAAGAAAUAUUUUGUAACAGAAACCACUCAUAUCUUAGCAAAAGACUAUAUGAAGAUAUUUUUGUAAACAAUUUUAAUUUUGAAGGUAUUGAGAAAACUAUAUUUGAGCUGAAUGAUAAUCUGCACUCGCCAGGUGUAAAUCUGUGGGCUGAAGCAAGACUAAAAAAGUUUAUAAACGUGUGUUCAUGGGAUGAAAUAUUAGCACUGUUGAAAAUUAUUUUAAAACAAAGUCAUUAUGAAAAGUACAUUGAAUUUAUAUUCCUGAGAAUUAAAACCAACCAUGCAGAAAAGGAAGUUCUAUUGAAGAUGGUUGAAGUUUUGCUAUCUUUUGAAAAUAAAUUUUGUAGCUGUAUUACUUGGAACAUACUGUAUGAAAUAUCACUGCAAACUGAUUUAUCUGGUUACUUAGAUGCAGAGGAGCUCCUGAAAAAUAUAUGUGAAAAAGAAUCAAUAUACAUAUUAAGAUACAUUAUUCCAUUAUUGGCAAGGAACAUUUCUAGUAUCUCCAAUGAUAAUAAGUUGAUUUUGAUGAAAAUUAUUCAGAAGUUAAGUAACUUUGAUAAUUCUGAUGUUGAUAUGAGAUGUAUAGCAGCAACAGCUAACAAUGAAGUUGCAAAUGAAUUUUAUGAGUUACCCGAUUCAACUAAAGUUACUUCAACCAAAUGUGCAAUAAUGCUCUUGCAAGAUGAAGAUGAGGAUGUAAGAAACUUAAGUGUACACUUUUAUCAUAGAUUAAGUAAAGAUGAAGUAGUUGUGCAACCAUAUAUUUGUUUAAGAAAUAUUUUAAAUAGCCAAUUUUUGAGUAAAAUGUUUGGGUCUGAAAUAUUAGUUAAGAAAUUAUUAGAAGAACUAUCAGAAAUAUUAAAUGUACAAUCAAGCCAAGUCAUUGAUGAAUACAAUCCUUUUGCAAAUAAUUCCAAAAAUAUUUACUUUGAACCAGAUGUACUUAGACAAAUGAUUGAAAACUUAAACACUGUGUAAUACAUAAAUAAAUCAUUGCCUAUCUUACUAAAA
This is a messenger RNA of Helicoverpa zea (corn earworm), 4465 nucleotides long. RefSeq lists its product as uncharacterized. Lineage: Eukaryota; Metazoa; Arthropoda; Insecta; Lepidoptera; Noctuidae. The transcript has 6 exons. Bases 116 to 4432 code for a protein of 1438 amino acids. The record is from RefSeq and is a predicted model, not a curated record. Gene Ontology annotation, biological process: tRNA methylation. Gene Ontology annotation, cellular component: cytosol.